Caenorhabditis angaria is the source of this 1054-nucleotide messenger RNA. NCBI's taxonomy places the organism in Eukaryota, Metazoa, Nematoda, Chromadorea, Rhabditida, Rhabditidae. The record is from the annotation of a GenBank genome assembly.
AUGGUUGCAAAUUCAGCGAAAGUGACACCAAGCAAAAAGUCACCGAUUAAAACAAUCAGUGCUGCCAAAACUCAAUCGAAGCCUCAAACCAAAAAACGAUAUCUUUGGGUGAUUAAAUUGCAAUGUCUUCCAUUCGGAUUUUUCGAAAAUGAGCUUCUUGGAUAUUUCCGUCAAUUUGGAUCAGUUAUUCGAGUCAGAGUUGCGAGAUCUACUAAGGUAAUCAAAUAGCUUAUUAAUUUCUUAUUAGUCAUUCAAUAAUUACAGACUGGAAACCAUAAAGGCUGGGCUUAUGUCGGUUUCGAUAACAAAGAAGUGGCUGAAAUUGCCGCAGAAACAAUGAAUGGUUAUUUGAUGUUUGAACACCGGUUAAUUGUUAAACUUAUGAAGCCAGAACAAAUCCCAAAAUGUAUGUUGAAAGGGUCCACACUUCUUCCUCGACCAACAUACAAAGGACAAGCUAAACGUGAUGCAAUCAAAAGAAACAAGUCAGAUGGAAAAAAUGACGCUCGGGAUUUGAAAAGACGAAAUAAAAAUCUUCAUAAAACUUUGACUAAGUUGAAGAAUAUGGGAAUUGACUAUGACUUCUCAUCGUCACCAAGUAGUGCUUCAAAAGACAAGGAUAUUCAAGUUAUCCCGAAAACCCCGAAAGUUGUUAAGGUUGUAACACCAGUUGUCACUCCAAAACAAGUUGCUACUCCAACAGUGAAAACUCCACAAAUCCAAAAAAUCCAAGAGCAAGAAAAGACACCAAAGUUCUCACCAAAAACUAGAGCAGCCAAGAAAGCCGCAGCAACUCCAGCUCCAGCGCCACAACAAUCCUCGAUCCAGAAGGUGAGUCUAUUCUAUUCUGACAGUCACAUUUCAACGUAUUAAAUAUCAGAAAUGACUUGAUUUCAAAUAAAAUAGUUUUGGAAUGACACGUGAUUUAGUUCACGUCUGUUCAAAAUAAAAUUCCAAUUUUUUAUUUCAGGCAAUUCAAAAAUCAGUAGCAGCGAGUGCUCGUCCAGCUCCUUUGGAAAAACGAACUUUGCGCGGAAAGAAGAAGAGUUUGUGA